ACCAUGUUUACAAGGGCACUCAAGCCAACAAAAAAUAAAAAAUAAAAAAUAAGCCCAUUAUAUAAAACACUCCACAAGUCACAAAUGGUCCAAACUCUCCGUAUGAAACUCUCUCCUCUCAUAAAACACUAGUCCUCAACUCCCUCACAACCAUCACAAACCUCUCUUCAAUCACCACACAAUGGCCACUAACCACCUUCACCCUCUACUUCUCCUCCUCCUCCUCACCGCCCUUCCACCACCGUCCCUCUCCGACGACCCAACAGCCUUCGUCUACGCCGGUUGUUCUCAGCUCAAAUACACACCAGGCUCUCCCUACGAGUUCAACGUAGACUCCAUCCUCUCCUCCAUCUCUACCUCCUCUCCUCUCACCUCCUUCUCCAACUUCACUGCCUCCAACGCCUCCCCUUCUUCCCCUGCCUACGGCCUCUACCAGUGCCGCGGUGACCUCUCCCUCUCAGACUGCCAAUCCUGCAUCCACUCCUCCCUCUCUCAACUCUCCGCUCUCUGUCCUUCCGCAGUAGGCGCCGCCCUCCAACUCCAAGGAUGUUAUUUCCGCUAUGGAAACGAGUCCUUUCUUGGCGUUCUAGACACCACCCUUGUCUACAAGAAGUGUGGCCAAGCCUUAUCCAUCAAUGGGGUUUAUGACCCUAACAUGCUUAGCAUGAGAGAAGCCGCCUUGAGCCAGCUUCAACAAGGUGGUGGAGGUGGAGGUUUUCCGGUGAGUUCUAGUUAUAGAACUGGAGGUGCUGUGAACUUCCAAGCUAUCUCACAGUGUGUUGGGGAUAUUAAUGCUAAGGAGUGUGGUGACUGUGUCUCUGCUGCCAUAGUGCAGUUGAAGAGCAGCUGUUCUUUUGCUGUUAGUGGUGAUGUGUACUUGGGAAAGUGCUAUGCCAGGUUCUGGUCUUCUGGUGAUUAUGGCCGUAUGUCUAACGGUGGUGGUGGUGGAGGUAUUGGUGGUGGUGGUGGUGGUGGUGGUGGUAAGAGCAUUUCUCCGGCCACCGCCUGUGCGAAUGAUGAUGCUAGUAAAAACUGGGCGAUUGUGAUCGGAAUCGUUGCCGGAGUUAUUCUCAUAAUUGUUUUCCUCUCCUUCAUCCGAAAGUCUGCAAGUGGUAAAAAGUGAAGAGCUUAUUUGUUUACUUAGCUUAAAAGGUAAUGGUGGAAAAGAAACUUGAAUGGGGGAACUUUGUUAAGCUUUUGUUUUCUCUUUAGCUCUUUUAGAUCUCUCUUCUCUUUCUCUGUGAAAAGAAGGAAGAGGCUGGAAAGAUGUGGAUGAGUAGGGCAAGGUGGCAAAGAUAUACAUGAUAGGUUGCUAAAAGGAGAAGAUUCCCUUGUCCAUGACAAUAAUGGAGGAUUAAUGUAUAAUAAAAUAAAAAAAAAUAAAAAUUAUUGUUGCCUCAAAUUAUUUUUUUUAAUUUUUUUUUUUGUAUUUUAUCUCUAAUUUGUACAACUUUUCAUCAGCAUUCUUGUUCCUUCUCCUGUUUGUUUUGGUGGUGUAAGGGUAUGGUUGGUGGCUUUUAUCAA
Messenger RNA from Dioscorea cayenensis subsp. rotundata (Guinea yam), 1524 nucleotides. Its product is annotated as plasmodesmata-located protein 6-like. Gene Ontology annotation, cellular component: plasmodesma. The transcript has 3 exons. NCBI's taxonomy places the organism in Eukaryota, Viridiplantae, Streptophyta, Magnoliopsida, Dioscoreales, Dioscoreaceae. Bases 182 to 1123 code for a protein of 313 amino acids. The record is from RefSeq and is a predicted model, not a curated record.